AUGGCUAUUGAUUUGAUCAUUGUUUAUCAACGUGAAAUUGAUCGAUUAACAACAAGAAUCAAUGAAUUAAAAGUAUUUUAUAUGGCUAAUCAAAUAACAGCUGCACAAACAAUUGAAUUAUCACAAGCUGCUGGACAAAAACUUUUGGCACAAUUCGAAUUAGAUAAAUUAAAUGCUGAAGGUCAACGUCGUAAUAAUGCAAAUCCAACAACAGCAACUGGCAGUAAUUAA
This is a messenger RNA of Rotaria sordida, 231 nucleotides long. The record is from the annotation of a GenBank genome assembly. Lineage: Eukaryota; Metazoa; Rotifera; Eurotatoria; Philodinida; Philodinidae.